AGAAAGAUUGCACCAGUGAGCAUAGCAUCCUCGGUUGGUUCUUUUAAACACGUGAAAUCAAGAUUCCCUUUUUACGAGAUGCAGACUGUGUAUUGUGUGUUUUGCGAAUGGAGAUAUUUAUUUUAGCCCGUAGUCUAAUGGGUGCUUAUUGGUGUACAUCGCUAAAUACACUUUUAGAGGUGUUUCCUACUUUGCGUUCUUGAACAGACCCCAGUUAGUGAGCACCCCGAUAUUGCUCAAGGGGAAUAAUGGCUGCUCAAGAGCCGUCUCCACCAUCUUCGCUGGAAGGAAACAAACCAGGCUUCCCAAAGAAAAUUUUGGCCAACAACCUGGAGGACAAACAUUUGUGUAAUUCUUGCCUGAAAAUCCUGCGAAGGCCCUUACAGGCGCAAUGUGGACACCGCUUUUGUUCGUUCUGUUUCAACCAAAUAGUGAGUUCUGGACCUGAGAAAUGCAAUGCUUGCCUUAAAGAAGACUUAUUCGAGGAACCCACCUCGAUUCUCAAACAAGGAGGCGCUUUUCCAGACAAUGCAGCUCGGAGAGAAGUUGAGGCCUUGGCAGCUGUUUGCCCCAAUGAAGGAUGCACAUGGACGGGGACUAUUAAAGAUUUUGAGGCCUGCCAUGAGGGCCACUGUGACUUUGCUAUCAUCUUGUGCCCUUCCUGCAAAGAGUUGAUGAGAGCCAACGAACAGGAACGUCAUGAUGAGCGAGAAUGUCCUGAGAGGACACUCAACUGCAAAUACUGUAAAGAACCAUUCCUUUUAAAGAACAUCAAGGCUCAUGAUGAAAUUUGCCCGAAGUACCCAAUGAUCUGUGAAGGUUGUGCAAAGAAAAAGAUACCCAGAGAAAAGUAUGUGGACCAUAUUAAGUUCUGCAGUAAAUUUAAAGCACCAUGCAGAUUUCAUGUUGUUGGCUGCGAUACGUCUGUGGAGAAGGAGAAGAUCCAUGAACAUGAGCGUCAAUGUUCGUACGAACACCUUAACCUGCUUCUGCAUUUCAUCAUGGGCAUCAAAGUGAGCCUGGAGAGCCUGCAGCCUCAGAGCCUGGAGGUAGCUGGCCACAAGCUACAGGAGCUCCACCAGUCCCUGAGAGAUUUAGAACUCAAGAUGAGCCAGCUUGGUGGAGGUGGUGCUGGGGCUUCCACCUCCAUCACACUACCCAGCACUGUGGGUGCUACCCUGGAGCUGCAGCUCCAAGGUGAAAAGACCAAGGUUGUUGAGUUGAGCCGACGCUGCCAAGAGCUGGAGCUAAAAAUCAAUACGUUCGAGAACAUCGUUUGUGUCCUCAACCGAGAGAUGGAACGCUCCUGCACCACCAUGGAAGCCUACAAUCGACAACACAGACUGGACCAGGACAAAAUUGAGAUUCUCAACAACAAGGUUCGUCAGCUGGAGAGAACUGUGAGUCUGCGGGACUUGUCCAUUGUAGAGAUGGAGGGGAAGAUGAGGGACAUGUCCGCAGCUACAUAUGAUGGGAUCUUCGUGUGGAAAAUCUGCGAUUUUACAAAGAAGAGACAGGACGCUAUCGCUGGACGAGCUCCUGCUAUGUUCUCUCCUGCCUUUUAUACAAGUAAAUAUGGCUACAAGAUGUGCUUGCGUAUCUACCUAAAUGGUGACGGGACAGGAAGGGGGACCCAUUUAUCUUUGUUCUUUGUGGUGAUGAGAGGACACAGUGACGCACUCCUUAAGUGGCCUUUUAAUCAGAAGGUCACCCUAAUGCUGCUCGACCAGAACAACAGGGAGCACAUAAUCGAUGCUUUCCGGCCUGACAUCUCAUCCUCAUCCUUCCAGAGGCCUGUGAGUGAUAUGAACAUUGCCAGUGGCUGCCCGCUCUUCUGUCCGCUCUCCAAGCUGGAAUCUAAAAACACUUAUAUUCGCGAUGACACCAUCUUCAUCAAGGCCAUUGUAGACCUCACUGGGCUCUAGGUUUAAAACAGGCAUUUGCAUUACCUCUAAAUGACAUUUUUCUUUAGGGUCUGUUGAGUUUCGUUGUCAUCUGGCAAGAUACAGUAUAAGAGUAUUUCUCAUAGUGUGCCAAUCAAAGACAGUGUUUUAAAAACAUUAGCACAAAUAUGAUUUACCACUUGCUGAGUCUACUUAAUCAGUACCGUAUUUUCGCGACCAUAGGGCGCACCAUUAUAAAAGGCGCAGUCUCAGUUACGGGUGCUAUUUCUGUAUUUAACGUAUACAUAAGGUGCACCGUAUUAUUGGGCGCAGGCAUGGUAAAACAUACGCUAGCUUAAAACAGACGGUAGCAUGCAUUCACAUUGUUUUAAAAAGGCAGAAGGAACAAAGCUGAGUUCAGUUGUACU
This is a messenger RNA of Syngnathus acus (greater pipefish), 2311 nucleotides long. Its product is annotated as TNF receptor-associated factor 2-like. NCBI's taxonomy places the organism in Eukaryota, Metazoa, Chordata, Actinopteri, Syngnathiformes, Syngnathidae. The transcript is spliced from 10 exons. The record is from RefSeq and is a predicted model, not a curated record. Gene Ontology annotation, molecular function: ubiquitin protein ligase binding; tumor necrosis factor receptor binding; ubiquitin-protein transferase activity. Gene Ontology annotation, cellular component: plasma membrane signaling receptor complex; cytoplasmic side of plasma membrane; cytosol. Bases 249 to 1925 code for a protein of 558 amino acids. Gene Ontology annotation, biological process: protein K63-linked ubiquitination; positive regulation of canonical NF-kappaB signal transduction; positive regulation of JNK cascade.